AGCGUGCGUGCUCGCCCCCGCGGUCUGCAGGCUUCUGGGUUCGGUCGCCUUCCUCCUGCUCCUCCUCCUCCUCCUCCUCCUCUCUCUCUCUCUCUCUCUCUCUCUUUCUUUCCUUCCUUCCUUCCCUCUCUCUCUCUCUCCUUGCCGGGCAUGAAGAUGGUGGCCAGCGUCCGGGUGCAGAAGCUGGUGCGGCGGUACAAGCUGGCCCUUGCCACGGCGCUGGCCAUCCUGCUGCUCCAGGGCCUGCUGGUGGUGUGGAGCUUCAGCAGCCUCGAGGAGGAGCAGGAGGAGGGCGGCCAGCAGGGCCAGGCCCGCCAAAAGAAGGCCCAGCUACUUGAAAACAGUGAAGGCUCCAAGGAUUCAGACAGCUCUGCAGGCAGACGGGGUGGCUUGAACCGGAAGCAUGGACGAUGGAAGAAUCGCCAAGACAGUCCUGGAAUCCUGGUCGCCAAGGUGAUGAGGGCAGUUACAGUGAAGCACAAGCCUGGGCACAGGUUGCCCAUCUACUUGGACUCUUCCAGUCAAAGGAACCUGACUGAUCUCAGGGGGGAUGGUCAGCUGGCAGUCUUCCAGCAGGGGGACACAGGCAGUGUUGAAGGGGCACCUCAACCCACUGAGAACAACUUCACUCCCAAGUGCGAGAUCAUGGGCAAAGACGCCUUGUCUGCCUUAGCCAGAGCCAGCACUAAGCAGUGUCAGCAGGAGAUUGCCAAUGUGGUGUGCCUACACCAAGCUGGGAAGCUGAUGCCACGCUCUGUACCCCGGCAAUGCCAACUCUCAGGGAAGGUCAGCCCAGUGAUCCAGUGGGAUGACAGCAGAAUGCUCCAGGCCUCUGUCAGCCAGCCAGUUCGGAUUGCCUAUAUGCUGGUGGUUCAUGGGCGAGCCAUCCGCCAGCUGAAGCGCCUCAUCAAGGCUGUGUAUCACCAGCAACAUUUCUUCUACAUCCAUGUUGACAAGCGUUCCACUUACCUACAUCGUGAAGUGGUGGAACUCGCCCAGCACUAUCCCAACAUCCGGGUUACCCCCUGGCGUAUGGUCACCAUCUGGGGUGGAGCCAGCUUGCUAAAGAUGUACCUACGCAGCAUGAAGGACCUGCUGGAGAUUACAAACUGGGCCUGGGACUACUACAUCAACCUCAGUGCCACAGACUACCCUACCAGGACCAAUGAGGAGUUAGUGACUUUCCUGUCUAAAUAUCGAGACAAGAACUUCCUGAAGUCUCAUGGCAGAGAUAAUGCCAGGUUCAUCAAGAAGCAGGGCUUAGAUCGGCUUUUCCACGAAUGUGACUCUCACAUGUGGCGGCUAGGAGAACGGCAGAUUCCAGAGGGCAUUGUGGUGGAUGGUGGUUCAGAUUGGUUUGCCCUCACUCGCAGCUUUGUGGAAUAUGUGGUCUACACCAGCGACCGGCUAGUUUCUCAGUUGCGGCAGUUCUACACAUACACACUUCUCCCAGCAGAGUCCUUUUUCCACACUGUCCUGGAGAACAGCCAUGCCUGUGAGACCCUUGUAGACAACAACCUCCGAGUGACUAACUGGAACCGCAAACUGGGCUGCAAAUGCCAGUAUAAGCACAUUGUGGACUGGUGUGGCUGCUCACCGAAUGACUUCAAACCACAAGAUUUCCUGCGACUGCAGCAACUCUCCAGACCCACCUUCUUUGCCAGGAAGUUUGAAUCAACCAUCAAUCAAGAAGUGCUGGAGAUCUUGGACUCUCAUCUCUAUGGUAACUACCCACCUAAUACGCCAGCCCUCAAGGCCUAUUGGGAGAGUGUCUAUGACCGCGUGGAUGGGCUGAGUGGGCUCAGCGACGUCACCCUUACUGUAUACACAUCCUUCUCCAGGCUGGGCCUACAGAAAGCGAUGUCUAUGCCAACACAGAAAGAGGAGAGGUUUUGCAGAUUUGAGCCACAGGGCUUCCCAUCAAGUGUGCACCUGUAUUUCUUUGAUGACCAUUUCCAGGGCUAUUUGGUGACUCAGGAAAUACAGAACUCUGUGACACAGCAGGCAGAAUCUCUAGAGAUAUGGCUGAUGCCGCGGGGGACUCUCAAGCUGGCAGGGCAUACAAGGCAAAUGAACCGUUUGCAGAAUCUUGAGGUAGGAACGGAGUGGGACCCUAAGGAGAGGAUCUUCCGCAACUUUGGUGGCUUGAUUGGGCCUUUUGACGAACCAGUGGCCAUGCAGAAGUGGGCACGAGGGCCCAAUCUCACAGCCACUGUUGUUUGGAUUGACCCUGCCUACAUCAUUGCCACAUCCUAUGACAUCACAGUGGACGCAGAGGCGGAGUUCACUCAGUACAAACCACCCCUCAACCGCCCUCUUCGUCCAGGCAUAUGGACCAUCCGCCUCCUCCAGUUCUGGGAGCCCCUGGGAGAAAGCCGGUUCCUGGUGGUCCCACAGACUUUCAACCACAAGCAGCCUCUUAGGAAAGAUGACAGCAAGUGGCUGCAUGGCGGUCCUCCCCACAAUGAGUACAUGGAGCAGAAUUUCCAGGGCCUGGCUGGGAUCUUGAGCCUCCCUCAUCUGGAUGAAACUAGGAGAGCCUCCAAUCAUCACACACAGCUGGUUGGCCAUGCACUAGAAAACUGGACGGACAGCAGCAUCAGCAACUUCUGGUCAGUGGCCAGCCUCUGUGUGGCAAGCCCCUCCAGCUGCUCCAACUUGGAGCUCUGUAACAAAACGUCCUGGAGUUCACUGUCCCCAGACCCCAAAUCAGAACUAGGGACCAUCAAGCCUGAUGGGAGACUGAGGUAGCAGGGGCAGCCAGCAGCACAUUAUUGGGAUCAAGGAAGCAUUGCUCCCCCACCCCACCCCAUGAUAUGCAUGGGGUGAGGGCAGGUUUGUCCAUUCUUCUCCAUAGGGCAAAUUCCUGGCUCAGACAUCAUACUUUGAAAAGGCACCAUCUUCAUGUGAGCGAACCAAAGGAAGAGAUCUUUAAUGAAGCAGAAAGAAAACUUUCCUGUUGGGGGCUCAGUGAAGGUGCAGAAGCAGAGAUCCUACCCACUGGUUUCAGGAUUGGAGGGAGAGAAGAUGUGGUUAGGGGGAGCUCAUGUAUUUAUGAAUCCAGGCUUUGGAAACAUUUUGAUCUGGAUGAUAAGCUGUCAGCUUCCUGGCUCCAGGGCACUUCAACCAGCAGGCCCUUCUCAACUGGACAAUGUUCUGCAAAACCAAGACACUCUGUUCCCAUGUGGUUGCUGGCAGAGAAUUCUGGGAAAUGUUAGGGUGGGGUAGUUGGGAGAAUGCAGGAAACCAGGCUGUUGCUGACUGUCUCUGGGUCUUCUGUGCAGCUAGUGCUGGCUCUACAGGCACAUUUCCACUCCUCCCUCUCCAUCCUUUCAGUCCUUAUUUUUUUUAUGUGUAUGUAUGUAUAUGAAAUGUAUAAUGAAAACAAAGUGCAAUAGAGAACACAGUCAUCCCACCAUCCUCUCUACCCCACCAUCUUAGUGUUUCCAAUUUCUCCUUCCACUGUGACAUAACCUUAUCCUCCUUGAUUCUGUUAGUGGUGGGAAUAGGGUGGGAUAUUUGGGUUUCCUCCAAGCUGUGCUGGGUGCUUGGAUCUUGGCUGCUGAUGUUUGAGAAAGGGUCUCUGUCUUUUUCUGUCUCUCUCUUUUCUGAUCAGAGCUAUUCCUGCCCCUUAGUCCAAAGGAAAGACAGGAUUGGGCUCCUGGCAGCUCUGCCAAGGAUCACUUUCAGUGGAGCUGGCAAUUGUGCCAAACCUAGAUACCUGAUAAUGCCCCCUUGUGUACUUGUCUCAGACUUCACUCUCACUCUUUUCUAUUUUCUGCUUCUCUGCUUGCAGUCUGGUAUAUUCAUGCAUUGGUACAUCUUGAAGAGUAAGGUAAAUGAUCCCUGCCCAUCCUAUCCAUCCUCAAGCCAGAUACUGUGGAAAUCUGAAGUAAAAUUUAUUGUUGGAUUGCUGGUCAUCCACUCUGUCUCUGCAUCUGUUUCUGCUGAUCUAAUCUGACCUGCUUCCCCUCUUCCCCCAGCCUGUUGACUGGUGGUUCCCCUCCACUUUCGCUCUGCCAAACAAAUUUAAGUGGGCAUCAUUUGCGAUCCUGCACACACAUGUGAACAUGCACACAUACACUUCUGUUGAGAAUCUAGCCCUCAAAUUGUAUAUCUCCCAGCCAAAAAUGUAUUACCAUCCACUUAGCGUGAUCUUACCUGUUCUAAGUGUUGUCCACUCAUAUUCCUUGCCCUGCUCUGAUCUUUCAGGUGCAUCCCACUAUGCUGAAUGAACCACUCCCAGUUGAACUGGGGACAACUGUGUAUGGGUUUUUGUGGCUUCUUUCCUGAUUACUGUUACAAAGGGAACAUGUGAAGACAAAAUCAUCUUUGGAAUAUAUUUUAUUUUUUAAUGUGUGCCAUAUCAAAAUUCAGGAGAGAACAGACAUGGGGAAGUGCCCCCCAGAUGUUGUGGGACUCUAAUUCCUAUCAGCCACAGCCAGCAGGUUGGUGGCCAAGGAUAAUGGGAGUUGUAGACCAGCAACAUCAGGAGUCACAGAUUCCCCACUCCUAAUGCAGUUGAUUUGGGAGGGGACUGGAAUUGCUGAAAAUCCUUUUCAGAAGUUGUUUCAUUCCCUUUCUGUUCGAAAUGGAUCCUGAGGCUCAGAGUUCUCACAUGGUCUCACCAGGAUUUUAAGAAUGUUCUAAUCUCAGGCUUUGGUUUGAGCUUUUCAAGAGAGUCGAUUUCCCUGCCUUGAUUUCUUCAAAGCCUGACUAUUGGUUUUCCUUCAUCUUGAGUUAGAAGUGCAGCUCACACAGGAUCUCCAGUGUUAAAAAUUCUCUGAUUUAUAUGAGCUGUGCUGGUGCUAAACAAAUUGUCUAAGAUGAGGGUUGCCAAACCCAUAGCACAUCUGAUUGGGACCAGUUCCCCCACCCAGGGCACAGAUCGCUCUGUUUCCAGUUUGGGGAUAGGGCCUUGGAAACCACAUUAGCCUGGAAAGGGGGGCUCCUUUCAUGUGUCCUGCCUUCUGAGCCAAGGGGGAGAACCAGGCAGAGCUCAAAUGGAAACCUAUUCCAAAGAAUGAGUGCCGAAAGCUUUUGUGUCAGAAGCAUUAUGUAAAGUUGUCUUAAAUAUGCAACACAAAUAUAUCUAUAUCUCUACGGUGUGAGGAGUGUGAAUUCUUAUAGCCAGCUGCUUGUUCUCUUGAUGUGCUGAAGAGUCCCUAGAUUGGUUCCUUGGGUGGUGGUGUGCAACCUCUCUAGCAAAACAGCCUGCUGGCACCACAAUGCCAGAAUUAUAUUUUGACAGAAUGGGGGAGGGAGUACUCCAGUGCCUCAAAUCUGCUUCCAGAGAGCCCCAAUGUCUCUAUGUACUUGGAGGGUGUGGUGCAGCCCAGUGGCCAGUGGUUGCUUCUACCUGCUGACCCCAAGCCAGUCUCUCAAACUGAGAGGACAUGGUCAAGCACAUGCUUUCAAGCCCUUUUGAAGACUGGGAGGUCCCGUCCCCCUCUUUGUCCUUACAGCAGUUUGUCACCAUAUCAUUCUCUCUCUCAGCUGGAACUUCCCACACAUCCUUACUCUAAAUAUGUAUGUAAGCCUUUCAAGAAAGUUCUAUAUUUGAGAUCAGAAAAUAACUUAUAAACAUUCAUUUUUGUACUACAACAACUAGAUUUGCCCAGCCAGCAUGGGUAUGGAUUAUUAGGAAGAACCAUUCUCUUAUAUGGAUUCUGAUCCCCCCCCCCAAUUGCUGCCAAUUGCUAUAUGUACCCAGAACCCACAAUGAAUCAAUCCAUCUUCUUUAUCACCCUGUGUAUGCAUUAAACAGAUUCAAGAACAA
Messenger RNA from Sceloporus undulatus (fence lizard), 5779 nucleotides. It is a transcript of the gene XYLT2, whose product is annotated as xylosyltransferase 2. Lineage: Eukaryota; Metazoa; Chordata; Lepidosauria; Squamata; Phrynosomatidae. The record is from RefSeq and is a predicted model, not a curated record. Gene Ontology annotation, biological process: chondroitin sulfate proteoglycan biosynthetic process; heparan sulfate proteoglycan biosynthetic process. The transcript has 11 exons. Bases 151 to 2751 code for a protein of 866 amino acids. Gene Ontology annotation, cellular component: membrane. Gene Ontology annotation, molecular function: protein xylosyltransferase activity.